Messenger RNA from Periophthalmus magnuspinnatus, 1720 nucleotides. RefSeq names its product eukaryotic translation initiation factor 2B, subunit 4 delta (gene eif2b4). The record is from RefSeq and is a predicted model, not a curated record. The transcript is spliced from 13 exons. Lineage: Eukaryota; Metazoa; Chordata; Actinopteri; Gobiiformes; Gobiidae. The coding region runs from base 33 to 1640 and encodes 535 amino acids.
CGCAGCAGCAGGAAGUGGAGAGCUCCGUAAACAUGGCGGACAGUGGAGUGACAGAUGUAUCUGAAAAUAAAGGUGAAAUUGAUCGAGCAAAGAAUGAGGGCAGAGAGUUGACUAAAGAAGAAAAACAGCGUCUCAGAAAAGAGAAGAAACAACAGAAGAAGGGGAAAGAGAAGAAAGAUGACAAGGCUCCAAAGAACAGUGAAAAGGAAAAGCCUGCACCCUCCCCAGCUGCAGUUCCACAACCACCAGCACAAGCUCCAUCACAGAAAGUUCCCUCUACAGUGCCAGCUCCUGUCGUGAUUGAACCUGUAACAGAGACGACCACAGCUUCAGAGAAACCCACAAAGAGCAAAGCUGAGCUGAAAGCCGAGAGGAGAGCUCGUCAAGAAGCAGAGAGGGCGUCCAAACAAAGCAAGAAGGGAGAUGGAGGCCCACAGGCAGCACCCAGUAAAUCAAAAGUAGCACCAAGUGAACUACAGCCAGUGGUUAAGAGACUUCCUGAACAUAUUCAAGUUGAUAACCCAGAAGUUUUAAAGAAAUUAGCUAAAAAGUUGGAAAGACAACAAAUUCCUUUCCGCUCUGACUAUGGGUACAAAGUCAGCUUAUUUUCCCACCUUCACCAGUACAGCCGAAAAGCUCCAUUAACACAGCAACUUAGCAUUCCUUCCACAGUGAUCCAUCCUGCUAUUGUACGAUUAGGACUCCAGUAUUCACAGGGAAUCGUAGCAGGAUCCAAUGCCCGCUCUGUGGCUCUUUUACAUGCCUUUAAACAGGUGAUAAGAGACUACACUACACCUCCAAGUGAAGAGCUCUCGAGGGACUUGGUUAAUAAGCUGAAGCCCUAUAUCAGUUUUUUGAACCAGUGUCGCCCUCUAUCAGCCAGCAUGGGAAACGCAAUCAAAUACAUCAAGAAGGAAAUCUCUAAUAUCCCUAGCCAGUGUAAAGAUAAAGAGGCUAAAAGCAAGUUGCUGUACUGCAUUGAUUGCUACAUUAAUGAGAAGAUCACUCUUGCUGCUAAAGCUAUUGCCAAGUGUGCAAUAGAAAAAAUCAGUGAUGGAGAUGUAAUUCUUGUGUAUGGAUGCUCCUCACUGGUCAACAACAUUUUGUGCGAAGCCUUUGAGAAGAACAUAAAAUUCCGCGUGAUUGUGGUGGACAGUAGACCACGACUGGAGGGACGAGAGGCUUUGAGGCGUCUGGUCCAGAGGGGCAUCAGCUGUACCUAUGUCCUUAUUUCAGCUGUUUCAUACAUUCUUCCAGAGGUGUCAAAGGUGUUCCUCGGUGCUCACGCUUUACUCGCCAAUGGGUAUGUCAUGUCUCGAGUAGGAACCUCUCAAAUUGCUCUAGUGGCCAAAGCCUUUAAUGUGCCUGUCUUGGUGUGCUGUGAGACUUACAAGUUCUGCGAGAGGGUCCAGACUGACUCAUUUGUGUCCAAUGAACUUGAUGACCCUGAUGAUCUCAUAGUUACUCGUAAAGGGAAGACACAGUUGGAGAAUUGGCAGGAGGUACCUCUCUUAGGCCUUUUGAAUCUGGUCUAUGAUGUGACUCCCCCAGACUUUGUGGACCUGGUUAUCACAGAUCUGGGCAUGAUUCCUUGCACCUCGGUUCCUGUGGUGCUCCGUGUAAAAAAUGUGGACAUGUAAACUGCACUGUCGCAGUUAAACAUAAAUGAAGAAACACAAUAUCAUGCUUCUAGCAUGCAAUAAAUGUAUCUCAAACUGCA